UCAUCGCUAUUAGUGUUUUCCUUUUUUUGAAGGUGCCGCUCGUUGCACGUGUUCCAUAUUGUGUUUGGAAUUUAGAGGAUAAAUCGACAGCUUCAAAAUGCAGCACGACGAUGUCGUUUGGAGCAUCAUCAACAAGUCAUUCUGUUCGCAUAAAGUGAAGACCGACACCCGCACCUUCUGCCGGCAUGAGUACAACUUGACUGGAUUGUGCACCCGGAGAACAUGCCCCCUGGCUAACUCUCAGUAUGCCACCGUGCGCGAGGAGAAGGGCAUCAUCUACCUAUUCAUCAAAACCGCCGAGCGCGCACACAUGCCCAGCAAGAUGUGGGAGAGGAUCAAGUUAUCCAGGAACUUCGAGAAGGCCAUUGAGCAGAUAAACGAGAACCUAGUCUUCUGGCCCAAGUAUAUGAUCGCCAAGAAUAAGCAGCGUUUCCUAAAGAUCACCCAAUACUUGAUGCGAAUGCGUAAGCUAAAGCUGCGUCGCCAGAAACUGAUCGUUCCACUCUCCACCAAGAUCGAGCGGCGGGAGGCUAGGCGCGAGGUGAAGGCUCUGGUGGCCGCCAAGAUCGACAAUCACAUUGAAAAGGCCCUGAUGGAUCGUCUCAAGAACGGAACCUACCGCGACAUAUACAACUUCUCGCAGACGGCCUUCAACAAGGCCCUGGAAGCUGAGCGCGUGGAGGAGGAUGAAGACGAAGAGGAGGAGGAGGACGAGGAGGAGUUGGAACGCGAAAUGGACGUCGAUGGCGAUGAGCGCGAGGCAGCCGAUGUUCACAGGGCACUACUCGACGAGGAGUUCGUGGAGGCAGAUACCGAUGACGAAGAUGAAGAUGAAGACGAUGCGGACUCUGAUGCCUACGAAAGCGAUUCCGGGCAGCGGGAGCAGGUGGAGAUGGACAGUGAUUUCGGCGAGUCGGACGAGGAUGAAGAUGGCGAUGAUAUUGAGGAUCUGAAAGUGCCCGCCAAGAAAUCCGCCGACAGUAAAUCCAAGAAGGACAAGAAACCGGGCGCCGGAACAAGUCGUCGCAGUCGCGCGAAACCGAAAGUGGAGCUGGAGUACGAGUAUGAGGUGGAGAAUGAGGCUGCGGCACAGAGGCAGAUGCGCCAUUAGCCAGGUCCAAAAAGCACUCCUCCCCCUUUUAGCCUUAACGCUUACUGUUUAGCCAAUUAAAUGUUUAAUGCCGGUUAAGAAUAGAUUUUACCACAAACUGAAACUGAAAUCCAAA
Messenger RNA from Drosophila bipectinata, 1226 nucleotides. RefSeq names its product RNA-binding motif protein 13 (gene Rbm13). Gene Ontology annotation, biological process: maturation of 5.8S rRNA; maturation of LSU-rRNA. Gene Ontology annotation, cellular component: nucleolus; preribosome, large subunit precursor. The record is from RefSeq and is a predicted model, not a curated record. NCBI's taxonomy places the organism in Eukaryota, Metazoa, Arthropoda, Insecta, Diptera, Drosophilidae.